AUCUGAUAGGGAGAGAGAGUUAGACGGAGAAAAUGAGCGGCAAGAUCAUCGUCGGAGAUGGUAGGAGUGUUGGUAUUAGGAACGGGAUUUCUGAUAUUCCGUCAGGGUCGAAGAAGAUGGUUCAAAGUUUGAAAGAAAUUGUAAACUGCCCUGAGGCAGAGAUCUAUGCCGUGCUCAAGGACUGUAACAUGGAUCCUAAUGAAGCCGUCAGUCGCCUCCUCUCCCAAGAUCCUUUUCACGAGGUGAAGAGCAAAAAAGAUAAGAAGAAAGAGAUUAGGGAUAUACCGGAUUCCCACCGACGAGGCUAUAGUAACAAUUACAACCGUGGGAUUAGAGGUGUUUCUGAUCGUUAUGCUGGACGAAAUGGAGCCACCCCUUUCAGCUCUAGUGACUCAGGAAGCUUCCAAGGAAAAACUACUAACAAGAGGGAGAGCGGGAUGCAGACUCAUGCAGGUUCUUAUUCUUCUACGUCUGGCGUAUCGAGCCACCAUCAGAUACCACACAGUGAUUCUGUUGCUAAAGAAAGUAAAACGCCAAUUGUUACCUCGGGUGGUGAAAUAUCAUCAUCACAUUCUGUUACUGGACAUCAAACUGCAUGGUUUGGAGCUUCAGGUCAGCUGUCUAUGGCUGACAUUGUGAAGAUGGGUAGACCUCAUAACAAGACAACAAACUCUCAGAAAAAAGUCGAUAUGCGUUCUGAGGUAAAUCACGAGCAUGAAAAUGCUGCAAAUCAACAUGUACCUGUGAAAGAUGAAUGGCCCUCGAUUGAGAAGCCACUGGCUGCUAGCACUUCUUCUGUGUCAGUAGCACCAACUGAGUCAGAGAUAUGCAAUAGUCCAGCAGAUUUCCAAUCCAGUAGAAGAGAUCAACAUCCGAAGGGCCAGUUGGAAGACUCACAUUUAAAAGAAAAUGGUCCCUUUGGGAAUCUUGGAAGAGAUCAUGUGCAGCCUGACACUGUAGCUGGUGGAGCUGUUCAGGAAGAUGACUCUGGAGUGUCAUCUGAGUAUGAUGAUAAUCCUUACAGAUACCAAACACAGAAAAUCCCUGUUGAGCACCCGAAAGAUGAAGACGAAGUUUUGUCUGUUGCUGCCAACCUUCAAGACUUGAGCAUAGAGAACCAUGAUCAAUACUCCUCUCAUGAUGAUGAUAGACCUGCUGUCGUGAUUCCAGAUCAUCUGCAAAUUCAUACAGAAGAGUGCUCACAGUUAAGCUUUGGAAGUUUUGGAGGCUUUGGAUCAAGGCCUUUGAGCAACAGCUUAGAAGAGGCUUCUGAUGUAGCUCCACAGAUUGAACGUACUGAUGCUAGAAAUUCGGAGUUCUAUGGAGAUGAACAUCUAGGAAGCAUGUCCAAUGGGCAUAUGGUCCAUGCGUCUACUGCUGACAAUUAUGAUGAUUCUUCAGAAUCUCAGCGAGAGGUUUUGUUGCCAGAAAACCCUGAAACCGCUCAUCAGGAGAACCAUUACUCGUUUGCUCAGUCGGAUCCAGAUUAUGCAUAUGAAAAUACCAAGCAGCAGCUGGAUAAUGCAUUUGAUGCCUCACAGACAAGCAUGACUAAACAGAUGCAGCAUCUUGCUUCAUUAACAAAUGUGAUGCAAGGGUAUACAAACUCAAUUCCAAACACUCUAUUGGCACAGACAGCACAGAGUGCAAGGGAGCUUGAACUUCAGUAUUCCUCUUUCCCAGGCGUACAGUCUAUGCCGUCAAGAAGCAACGAUACCACACUAGGUGGCCAAAGCAUUUCCAUGCCAGAGGCACUCAGAGGUGGGGGUGGUGUUGCAACAACCCAGUCAAGCCAGCAGAACUUACCCGGUGCCAAUAUUGCAACUGGACCAGCAAUUCCUCAGCAGAUUGCAAUGCAUCCAUACUCUCAACCCACAUUGCCUCUGACUCACUAUCCCAACAUGAUCAGUUAUCCUUUGAUGCCUCAGAGCUACCCGUACAUUCCAUCGACUUUCCAGCAAGCAUUUGCUGGUAACAACUCAUACCACCAGUCACUUGCUGCUCUGCUUCCACAUUAUAAAAACAACACUUCCGCCAGUAAUUUGCCUCAGUCAGCAACUUCCCCUGCUUCCUCCUCUGCCUAUGGGGUUGGGAACUCGAGCAAUGUUGAAGCCGGAAACUUCCUUCUUAACCAACAUGUCGCUCCUACUGGGGCAACACUUAGUUAUGAAGACGCCCUGAGUCUACAAUACAAACAGAACAAUUAUCUAUUGUAUCUUCAGCAGCAGCAGCAUCAACAACAGCAGCAACAACAGCAACAACAACAACAACAACAACAACAACAACAGCAGCAGCAACAACAACAACAACAGAAUGAAAACUUUCCUAUGUGGCUAAAUGGACCUGGCUCUCAAACCAUGUCGGGUGUCCCGAGCAACACAUAUUACAACCUUGAAGCACAACAACAAAGUCAGCAGGUUCGCCAAGCUCAGCAACAGGCGCAACAGCAGUAUGGAUACCCAAACUACUAUCAGUCACAAACCGGAAUGUCAAUGGAGCACCAGCAGCAAAACCCAAGGGAUAGUGGCUCGCAAGGUCAGCCCUCAAAGCAAACCCAGCAGCAGCAGCAGCUCUGGCAAAACUCUUACUAGCGAUCUAAUGUAAUAUAAUGUAAAACAUAUG
Messenger RNA from Arabidopsis arenosa, 2622 nucleotides. Lineage: Eukaryota; Viridiplantae; Streptophyta; Magnoliopsida; Brassicales; Brassicaceae. The record is from the annotation of a GenBank genome assembly.